AUGAGCGAAUUCGCCAAACAACCACACCCAGAUGCAGCCCACAGAGAACGUCUGUCCCGAGAGAUCCCCGGAUUGAGCCCGCGGCAGGUUCAAGUAUGGUUUCAGAAUCGGCGGGCCAAGAUCAAGAGAUUGACGGCAGACGACCGAGAGCGCUUGAUCAAGAUGCGCGCUGUUCCGGACGACUUUGACAACGUACAGGCGCUCCACUCUCCAUACGGCGCAGUACGGGGGCUCGGGGGAUCCGUCUCCUCCCCUGUUGACUUCAACCCAUCGGGCUAUGCGGAACACAUGAUGCCCCCCUUGGUGGUCGACGUGCGACGGUCGGAAAGAGACGACCAUAUGUCACCGACAGGUCUGAGCCCGGCGUUCGGAAACAUCCGAUUCGGCCCGUCGGCUCCGAUGAGCAGCCCGGAUCUCCUAUCACCGCUGUCUCCUUCCACCAACGACCAGCGAUAUGGGUACGGCAGUCACGCGUCGGGAUCCAUGGGCGCAAGGGCACCACCACCAAGGCAGCCCAACGUGCUGGGACGACAGGGAAGCUUGGACCAGGGCAUGAUGCAUAACCGACAGCAGGCCCGUCCUCUUCAACCCCUUCAGCUGAGAGACACGCUGUCUAGAACCAGAUCCGAGAACCUCCAAUCGCCGCUACGUGCGGGCAUGUCCUGGAAGGGCGACUCGAUCGACUAUACAACGUAUUCGGGGGAUAGCGCGAGUCCUGGUGGGCGGGCCCAACCCGUCUAUCAAGCAGAACAAAUGAACAGCAACACACCGGGAAGCAGUCUCGGAGGGUUCGACUCGCCUUAUUCUGCAGGGCACACGAUUCGAUCCCCUUCCAAUAUGAACUACCCAGGCUACCAAUCACCAAACAUGCCACAAACUUCGCAGGGCAAACUGAGGGGCCGCGCUUCGUCUGCGACAUUCCCGCUAGGUCUCGACCUCCGUAACCAGUACCGCCAUCCCAACGCAAGCGCCCAAUCUCCCGGUCCCCACCCGAACUCUGCCGGCGGCGGCGGAGAUAGCAACACAUACUCGGCCGGUUUCCCGUCCGCCCCUCUGACGGCGCCCCUGGACUUUUCGUUCUCCCGGACACCCGGCAGCGGUGCCAACAUGCAGGACUACAGCAUGCCUCAACUGAGCGCCCCGAUGGCGCCCCCUAGCGACUUCUCCCAAGCCUUCCACGGCGGCAGCGCGACCAACUCGGGAAGGACGCCCAUGCGGGAGAACUUUGGGGCUGGUCAUCUAGGGCCUGGCGAUCAACGAGCCGGCGGAGAUGAGUACGGAUCAUCGGACUUUGGACACGGCUCGUCGUUGAAGCGGAAGAGGGGCUUCACGAUGCCUAUCGGAACGCCUACUUCGGCGCCUGGUUCGCAUGCCUACGGCAAUCCGGCGUAA
Molecule: messenger RNA, 1392 nt
Organism: Sodiomyces alkalinus F11
Lineage: Eukaryota; Fungi; Ascomycota; Sordariomycetes; Glomerellales; Plectosphaerellaceae
Exons: 5
Coding region: 1-1392 (463 amino acids)
Biological process (GO): regulation of transcription by RNA polymerase II
Molecular function (GO): RNA polymerase II transcription regulatory region sequence-specific DNA binding; DNA-binding transcription factor activity, RNA polymerase II-specific
Source: RefSeq, a predicted model, not a curated record